Molecule: messenger RNA, 932 nt
Organism: Abrus precatorius (Indian licorice)
Lineage: Eukaryota; Viridiplantae; Streptophyta; Magnoliopsida; Fabales; Fabaceae
Product: transcription factor HY5-like
Exons: 4
Coding region: 103-648 (181 amino acids)
Biological process (GO): regulation of photomorphogenesis; response to red light; response to far red light
Cellular component (GO): nucleus
Molecular function (GO): DNA-binding transcription factor activity, RNA polymerase II-specific
Source: RefSeq, a predicted model, not a curated record
ACACGUAAACACUUUUUCCUUUGUUCAAACAUCCUUUUGGAAAAACUGCAGCUACCCUUUAGAGAGAGAGAGAGAGAGAGAGAGAGAGAGAGAGAGAGAGAGAUGUCUCUUCCAAGACCCUCUGAGGGUGAAGCCUCUUCUCAGCUGAAAGAAGGAGGAGCAACAGCCUCCUCCUCUUCUUCAUGGAAUAAGCUAAACACUUUCCCUCGUUCAACGAUACACAACAAGAGAAGCAAAAAUGAAGACAGUGAUGAAGAUAUGUUCACAGUUCCAGAUGUGGAAGCCACACCAAUUAGUGUUCAUUCUGCAGUAACUCUUACAAAUAGUAACCUUAAUCAAAAUAAUGUGACAGACCCUCAAUUUCAAACUGGCUUUCCUGGAAAGCGCCGCAGGGGAAGAAACCCUGCAGACAAGGAGCAUAGACGCCUCAAGAGGUUAUUGAGGAACAGGGUCUCUGCUCAACAAGCCCGCGAAAGAAAGAAGGUUUAUGUGAAUGACUUGGAAUCAAGAGCUAAAGAGUUGCAAGAAAAAAACGCUAUCUUAGAAGAACGCAUCUCAACUUUGAUCAAUGAGAACACUAUGCUGCGGAAGGUUCUUAUGAACGCGAGGCCAAAAGCUGAUGAUAGCAUUGAACUAAAGCAAGACUAGUUAAGUAAAAGUUAACAUGCGAAGGCAGAAGAGGCGUCAAAGUAAGGCCUUCAAGAGAUGCCUUUAUGAUUUCUUCUAGACACUAGAAAUGUAAAUUUGUAUUUCUUUCUCAAGACAUAGGUUUGUGCUAAAAAGAAUGUUACAUCUAAGAUCAAUAUUAAUAUUUAUAUUAAUUUGUGGAUUAGUAUUAUUAAAUUAUUAUAGUUAUAUUGUUAUUAAUUAUGACAUAAAUAAAUGUGUAUAAUUAUUAUUAAUUAUAUAAAUUUUGUGAUUGCCCUUUUAGU